UAAAAUGGCUCCAGUGGGGGAGCCCGCGCCUUCAGAAAAGUUUCUCGUAGUAGGUAAAACAGGCUGGAUUGGACAAAUGUGUGGAGAAUUUUUGGAAUCGCAGGGUUAUUCUUACGCUUACGCUGCUUUUCGCUUGGAGGAAAGAGAAAAAUGUGAACAAGAGCUGGAUAAUUUGAAACCAACUGUGGUGUUGAACUGUGCAGGCUUGACCGGCAGACCUAAUGUCGAUUGGUGCGAGACGCACCGUCAGGAGGUCAUACGCGCAAAUGUGCUUGGUAUGCUGAACCUCAUAGACUGUUGUUUUUCCAGAAACAUUCAUGUAACGAAUUUCGGUACUGGGUGCAUUUAUCAUUAUGACGAAGGUGAGCAUCGCUACGUUUCCGAAGGAGGACGGCCGUUUAAGGAGGAAGACCCGGCGAAUUUUUUCGGUUCUUUUUAUAGUAGAACGAAAGCUGUUGCGGAACAACUAGCUUUAGAAUACCCCAAUGUUCUGAAUCUCCGUCUAAGAAUGCCUAUAAGCGACGAUCUCUCAGCUCGUAACUUUAUAGUGAAGCUAACCAAGUAUUCUCGUGUGGUCAACAUUCCAAACAGUGUCACAGUUUUGCAUGAACUUCUUCCCGUUGCAAUAUCGAUGAGUCAUCGACGGCUGACUGGGAAAUACAAUUUUACAAAUCCAGGAAGUAUUAGUCAUAAUGAAGUUCUGAAGCUGUAUCGCGAGUAUAUUGAUCCAAAUUUUCAGUGGAAGAAUUUUAGUUUGGAAGAACAGGCGAAAAUACUCAAAGCGGGUCGUUCUAAUUGCGAAUUAGAUGUGUCGAAGCUUUUACGAGACAACCCUGAUGCCGCUGUCAAUGAUGCACAUACUGCUGUGAAGCUUGCAUUGUUGAGAACUCGGGAAAAACUAGACAAUCACAACUCCCAGUAGUGACUUGUUUGGACGUUUUUGGAUUGUUCAUGUAGCUUGUGCUCUCAAAUAUUUUGUUAUUCCGAUUUGAGAUUCAAAUCUUAAAUCAUGAUUUCCUGUGGUUUUUAUAAGGUUGACUUCAUAAAUGUCUGUUCUUUAAUGCAAACUGAAUGUUGCCUUACUAUCUAGAGUAUUAUCAAAUCAGGUUUCUCGUCAAGUAAAAAACUUGCAAAUGAUAAAUUAAAUCAUGACGUU
Galdieria sulphuraria is the source of this 1156-nucleotide messenger RNA. Its product is annotated as dTDP-4-dehydrorhamnose reductase. Gene Ontology annotation, biological process: S-adenosylmethionine biosynthetic process. The transcript has a single exon. The record is from RefSeq and is a predicted model, not a curated record. Gene Ontology annotation, molecular function: methionine adenosyltransferase regulator activity. NCBI's taxonomy places the organism in Eukaryota, Rhodophyta, Bangiophyceae, Galdieriales, Galdieriaceae. Bases 5 to 922 code for a protein of 305 amino acids. Gene Ontology annotation, cellular component: methionine adenosyltransferase complex.